AUGUUCUUCCUCUACAACCUCGAGCGAAGGGUUACCCUUCACCCUUCGUACUUCGGCAAGAACAUGCAUGAACUGGUCACAGGCAAGCUUCUUAAGGACGUUGAAGGCACGUGUACCGGAAGCUACUAUAUCAUUUCCAUCAUGGAUACCUUUGAUAUCUCCGAAGGUCGUAUCCUUCCUGGAAGCGGUCUCGCUGAAUUCACCGUUGGCUAUCGUGCUGUGGUCUGGCGCCCCUUCAAGGGCGAAACGAUGGAUGCCAUAGUAGUCUCCGUCAACCAGCACGGCUUCUUCGCCGAGGCAGGACCGCUUCGAAUCUUCGUGUCCACCCACUUGAUCCCGCAAGAAGUUAGAUGGGACCCGAACGCCACACCACCUCAAUUUACUAACAACGAGGACACUACGAUCGAAGUUAACACCCAGGUUCGUGUUAAGAUUGUGGGCACGCGAGCCGAAGUCGGUGAGCUAUGGGCAAUUGGAAGCAUCAAGGAAGACUAUCUUGGGUAUUUAUCAUCCCCUUUCGUGUCUUGA
Messenger RNA from Daldinia childiae, 528 nucleotides. Its product is annotated as DNA-directed RNA polymerase II subunit rpb7. Bases 1 to 528 code for a protein of 175 amino acids. Lineage: Eukaryota; Fungi; Ascomycota; Sordariomycetes; Xylariales; Hypoxylaceae. Gene Ontology annotation, cellular component: RNA polymerase II, core complex; P-body. Gene Ontology annotation, molecular function: single-stranded DNA binding; translation initiation factor binding; single-stranded RNA binding. Gene Ontology annotation, biological process: DNA-templated transcription; positive regulation of nuclear-transcribed mRNA poly(A) tail shortening; positive regulation of translational initiation. The transcript is spliced from 3 exons. The record is from RefSeq and is a predicted model, not a curated record.